Messenger RNA from Hypomesus transpacificus, 3044 nucleotides. RefSeq names its product cellular inhibitor of PP2A (gene cip2a). The record is from RefSeq and is a predicted model, not a curated record. NCBI's taxonomy places the organism in Eukaryota, Metazoa, Chordata, Actinopteri, Osmeriformes, Osmeridae. The coding region runs from base 94 to 2790 and encodes 898 amino acids. The transcript is spliced from 22 exons.
UCCGCUUUACGAAAAUCUAAGCGGGAGGAAGUAGAACGAGUUGUUGUGUCUGGUACAGUACUGUACCCAACGGGCUCCAAAAAUAACAGCAAAAUGGAUUUGACAACAUGUCUGAAGUCACUCCUUCUAGCUAUCCAACAAUACGGGGACAAUAGAUCUGCUCAAAAUACAGCCCAACUCCAAAAACAAGUGGAGGUGGUCUUAGGGCAGAGAUGCGAUCGUCUGCUGUCAUCGGGUCAGGUGUUGCCCAGUGAGUGUGUGAGUGGGCUGGUGGAGCUGGCUGGGGACCCAAACACCAACCCUGCUCUUACAGGAAGCAUCAUCUCUCUGCUGGCUCAGUUUGCAUGUGAUGAAGAGAGCAGGGAGGUGCUCCACAGCAGCUAUAACCUGACCAGCACUCUGGCCUCUAUUAUCCACUACAACAGCGCCACCCCUCAGGAUCCACUGGUACUGCAGUGUCUGCAGCUGCUUCAGAAGCUGACGUAUAACGCACGGAUAUUCCACUGUAGUAACUACAUUCAUGAGCUCAUAGCAUUCCUCAUGACCAACAUCCAGUCUCAUAAUGAUGACAUCACCAUGCCGUGCCUGGGUCUGAUGGCUAACCUGUGUCACAACAACCAGUCUGUUCAGAGUCACAUCAAAGCUCUUAGCAAUGUGAAGCCCUUCUACCGUACGUUGAUCAACUUCCUGGCCCACAACAGUCUGACGGUGGUGGUGUUUGCCCUCUCUCUCCUGGCCAGCCUCACCCUGGGGGAGAGGGUGGGAGACAAGCUGUUUGAUGCCAAGAACAUCCACCAGACCUUCCAGCUCAUCUUCAACAUCAUCGUCAACGGUGAUGGAACUCUGACCCGGAAGUAUUCCGUUGACCUUCUGAUUGACCUGAUCCGGAACCCCAAGAUAUCUGACUACCUCACCAGGUACGAGCACUUCUCCGCCUGUGUGUCCCAGGUGCUGGGCCUGCUGCAUGGGAGGGACCCAGACUCUGCUGCCAAGGUGCUGGAGUUACUCCUGGCUCUCUGCAGUGUGUCAGGGCUUCGCUCCCUGCUGUGUGAUGUGGUUUUCCGCCCGGCUGGGCCGCGGCUCCGGGCAGCAGGCCGUAAGCAGGGGGCAGGACUGGACCUGGGAAAGAAGGCGGAACCAGGUUUGGCCCUCGUCCAAUGGCUGACAUCGUCAGUGGAGGGGGCGGGGCCAUGCUGUCUGCAGGCCCUACAGCUGCUCACUGAGUUGCUGGAGGAGGCGCUGGGGGCAGAGAGUGUGCUGGGGUUUGUGGCCAUGCUGGUGCCUGUGGUGUUGGGGCUCCUGAAGACACCAGGCACGCUGACAGGAGACGCUCAGCUCAGAGCCUACUGCCUACGGAGCACACACACCACCGCGCUGCUGCAGGUCCUGUGUGGUGAGGACUCGUCCAGGUGUGUGUUAGCCAGCCAGCUGAGCCCUCAGCUCUGCCUGUCUCAUGUAGAACACCUCCUGUCCUGUUGCUAUAGCAACGGGCCCCUCACCAGCCCCGACUGUGACCUCAGUCAGGUGUGUGCAGAGGCAGUAUUGAAGACCGUAGAGAUGAUGAGUAAGUUAAGACAACAGGUGAAGGGCAUGGAGACCAACUUCUACAUGAUCCUCCAGGACCCAAGGAUGGUCACUCCCCUCUCCCUGGCCAUGACGUCCAAUCAGAGAGAGCGCGUGCAGACGGGCCUCAGUUUGCUGAUAGAAGCCACUCCCCUUCCAGACUUCCCUACUCUAGUAUUGGGCGAGAGCAUCGCUGCCAACAACGCCUACCGCCAGAGGGAGGCUGAGCUGUCCGUCAAGCGUGUUGCCGUGUCAGACGUCCCGCCCCCCCUCGGCAACAGCCUAUCAGGACCCUGCCCAUCCAGUCCCUCUAAUCAGGGCAUCCACAACUUGAUAGAGAAGCUCCAGAAUAGCAUGGAGUUACAGGAGCAGGUGAAAGACGUGCGCGUGUCCGAGAUCAUGGAUGUUUACGAGCAGAAGCUGUCUGCUCUGGCGUCUAAGGAGAGCCGUCUGCAGGACCUGCUCCAGGCCAAGGCUCUGGCUCUCUCACAGGCUGACCGGCUCAUCUCACAGUACCGCUGUCAACGGGCCCAGGCCGAGGCCGAGGCGCGGAAGCUGGCGUCCCUGCUGAAGGAGGCGGAGCGCGGGCGGGAGGCGCUGCAGGGCGAGGUGGCGUCCAGGACACUGGAGGCCGGCAGCGCCGAGGCCGACAUGAGGGAGAUCCUGCGGCACAACGCCCGCCUGCAGGCCGACUCCCAGGAACACGAGGCCCUCAAGGGCUCCUACAACCAGCUGCUCUGCAGGCUGGAGGAGAGCGAGCGUCAGUUGAAGGAGCUGCAGGGGGCGCACGUCGCCCUCACCAAGCAGAGCGACGCUCUGAGGAGGACCCACGAUGCCCUGCGGCUGCAGCACGACAAGCUCGCCUCUGAGCUGCACGAGAGGGAGGAGCUUAUCAGCGGCCUCCAAUCAGAUCUUCAGAAGAGAGACAGUGACAUCACAGGUCUGCAGGCCGAGUUAAGAGAGCAGGAGGAGAGGGGGAGCGCGAGAGAGAAGGAGAAGAAGGAGCUGGAGGACACUGUGGACGCUCUGAGGAAGGAUCUCCACAAAAUGGAGAUGGCCAGAAAGGAGGCCAGCAUCCGGGCCUCUUCUCUGGAGGUCCAGAAGGGCCAGGUGGAGGCCAAGCUCCAGAAGAGGGAGGACGAACUGAACAAGAACGCCGCCAUGAUCGCCAUGAUCCACAGUCUGAGCGGAGGCAAGCUGACCAAGGAUGUGAACCUGUCGCUGUGACGCGUGACCUCCACUCCCACGGACACACGCUUUGAGCCUCCCUCAGACACACGAGAAAUGAUUCUCAAGAAUGAAACAAUUCGUUUUUAAAAUAAUGUAUCUAAUGAGCCUGUUUGGGUGUUGUUUGUCGCAGUCCCAUGUAUUGAGCUUUUUGUCAGUCGUGCUUUUGCUCGUCUUUAAAACUUUUAUCCUUUUAACUAUCUGUUAUCGUCCCUUAUUCUGUUGUCAAAUAAAUGAUUUAUCAGCUCCGGUCA